AUGACUAUCCACUAUCUCGAAGGCGAAAACUCCGCCUUGUUCCAGCCAUUGACUAUUGCCAAUGGCGGCAUUACUCUCCGCCAUCGUGUCGUCCACGCCCCUCUAACCCGCAACCGCGGAGUUCCAGAGAACCCUAUCAGUACUCCAGAAUGCCCCAAUCGAGUUUGGAUUCCCGGGGACCUGAUGAUUGAAUAUUAUUCCCAGCGGACAACCGAGGGGGGCCUAAUAAUCUCAGAGGGCAUCCCACCAUCCCUUGAGAGCAAUGGGAUGCCCGGUGUCCCCGGCCUUUUCACACCCGAGCAAGCCCAGGGCUGGAAAAGAGUCGUUGAGGCCGUCCACGCCAAAGGAGGUAUUAUUAUUUGCCAAUUAUGGCACGCUGGAAGAGCGACAAUUCCCCAGAUGAGUGGAAUGUCCCCGGUGUGCCCCUCGGCAAGCGUGUGGGACUCACCCACUGAAUGCUAUCCGCACCCCCCAGUGGGGUCAACCAAAUACUUUUCCGUCCCAUACGCCAAUCACCCACCGGUUGAGUUAUCUGUUGCCCAUAUCAAGCAGACCAUUCAGGACUAUUGCAAUGCCGCUAAGACGGCUAUGGAAAUAGGCUUUGAUGGUGUCGAGAUCCACGGUGGUAACGGCUAUCUUCCGGAGCAAUUUCUUAGCUCCAACAUCAACAAGCGCACCGACCAAUAUGGCGGUUCCCCGGAGAAACGCUGCCAGUUUCUUUUUGAGUUGAUGGGUGAAGUAGCUAAGACUAUUGGCGAAGAGAAUCUGUCGAUUCGACUGUCUCCUUUUGGAUUAUACAACCAAGCUCGCGGAGAGCAGCGAAUCGAGACUUGGACAUAUCUUUGCGAGGGCUUGAAGAGGACCCAUCCAACACUCUCCUAUGUUAGCUUUAUUGAGCCGCGCUAUGAACAAAUUUUCAGUGAAGAAGAGAAAGAUGGCUUCCUUGGCAGUUGGGGCUUGAAGGAUGUCACACUCGACCGAUUCCGCCAGAUCUUUGGCAAGACCCCCUUCUUCUCUGCUGGUAACUUUGAUGACAAGAACUCAUGGGGUGUAUUGGAAUCUGGUAAAUACGAUGGCCUAAUUUAUGGUCGCUACUUCACCAGCAAUCCUGAUCUUGUGGAAAGGCUCAAGAAGGGGCUGCCUUUGGAGGCUUAUGACCGAAAUCGUUUCUACGGGCCAUUCGAGGAUAAUGCCUUCCACUACACAGAUUACCAGACUGCUGACCAGAAGUAG
This is a messenger RNA of Penicillium angulare, 1233 nucleotides long. RefSeq names its product alkene reductase. The record is from RefSeq and is a predicted model, not a curated record. The transcript is spliced from 3 exons. Gene Ontology annotation, molecular function: oxidoreductase activity; FMN binding. NCBI's taxonomy places the organism in Eukaryota, Fungi, Ascomycota, Eurotiomycetes, Eurotiales, Aspergillaceae. Bases 1 to 1233 code for a protein of 410 amino acids.